Messenger RNA from Penicillium samsonianum, 1011 nucleotides. RefSeq names its product terpene synthase family protein. The record is from RefSeq and is a predicted model, not a curated record. Bases 1 to 1011 code for a protein of 336 amino acids. Lineage: Eukaryota; Fungi; Ascomycota; Eurotiomycetes; Eurotiales; Aspergillaceae. The transcript is spliced from 4 exons.
AUGAUCACAUAUCAAUAUUCCAAAGAACUUGAUUUCGGGACUAGUGCGAAUGUUCCAUCAUUUACCAUUUUCCCUAUCCGGGUACGCAAAGAUGAUUCACUGUCACAAAAGGCCAGUAAGAAAUUUGUUACUCGACGCAAAAAGGCCGGUCUUCAAUUCGCGAGUCCUACUUCUGCGUGUCAAUGCCCCUUCGGGCAUAUUGUAUCUUUGGUCAUACCAGAAUGUCCCCCAGAUAAGGUAGCCCUUGCGACCAAACUUUUUGAGUAUACCUUCAUCGAAAACGAUUUACUGGAAACAUUCGGUUCUGAAGAAGAGAAAGAGCUUGAACACGCAAAGUCACGGCUCAACCGGACCGACUCGGACAUCCGCGACGAAAUUAUCGAAGAGAUGCUUGACAUUGAUAAUCCAAUCAUGUCCCUAAUGAUAGUGUCUUACCAGAAGUAUUUGGAGGCAAAGCAGGCUCGCGGAUCGGGACCUUCCACGUUUCAAGAGUACAUCCAGUGGCGAGUUGAGCAUGUUGGAGCUUGCAUUCUUACCACCGCUGUUUGGAUAUUCAUGGAUAUCCACGCUGAUGCCAAGGAGAUGGAAAGCAUUCAACACCUCAUUCGUCCGCUUGAAGAAUCAUUCGGACUCUGCAAUGAUUAUUUCAGCUACGACAAGGAGAGAGAUGAUCUCAUGGAAGGGAGAGGCGCGAAUGCAGUGGCAUUCCUCAUGCAGACGGAAAGAAUUACAGAAGAAAAGGCGCUCGAGCGGAUAAAGCAAAAUAUCAUUUCACUAGAGACAGCCCAUCAUGCAGCGUUCGAGGCAUCUAUGAAGGAGGGUGCGUUGUCUCCAGAAUUACAACGGUUCAUCUUAUUUUUGCAAUCGGCGAUGGGGGGAUUCCACAUAUAUCAAGCUACUGCAGGAAGAUAUCAGACAAGCGCUGAUGCCAAAGCCCAUCCAGACUCUAUCUCUAUGCGUCUGGUGAUGAACUCUGUUUUUUAUCUCAACUGGCUCUAUUUACUCAAAUGA